This is a messenger RNA of Ictalurus furcatus (blue catfish), 877 nucleotides long. RefSeq lists its product as uncharacterized. Lineage: Eukaryota; Metazoa; Chordata; Actinopteri; Siluriformes; Ictaluridae. The record is from RefSeq and is a predicted model, not a curated record. Gene Ontology annotation, molecular function: adenine phosphoribosyltransferase activity. Bases 192 to 797 code for a protein of 201 amino acids. The transcript has 5 exons.
ACACCCUUGAGCUGCGUUUUGUUCAUAAUGGUUGGACUGGAAAGAAGUAGAGUGACCUGGCAACCCUGUAGUCCGACAGCGCCCUCUAGUGUCAGUGCUAAUGGGGCACUCCUCCACUCAGUCCGCCAGGGAAAAGUUUCUGCUGUUUCGAAGUUUGCGAGAUUGCAGAAGCAGCGCUGAUCCUCGUCAGUAUGAAUGUGUUUGCUGUACCUCAGAAGAGAGAUAAAGGCUGGUAUCUGUCACUUAUGGCACCUAACACAAAGGGCCCAAAGUUUGCGUGGCUUGAUCCCUCCAGACUUUAUUGCAAUUCCCAGGCCUUAUCAGACUGUGUGAAAGAUCUUCUCAAACCAUUCCAGAGUGAUUCGAUUGACCUGGUGGCUGGAAUAGAUGCAAUGGGCUUUAUCCUCGGUUCAGCUAUGGCCACCACUCUGGAAAAAGGAUUUCUGGCCAUCCGAAAAGCAGGACAUCUGUGUGUAGAAACUCAGGUGCAGGAAUAUACUGAUUACUCUGGCAGAAACAAACUAAUGGAAGUACGAGAUGAUGUGUUAAAACCAGGUCUACGUGUUCUCAUAGUUGACCAGUGGAUUGAGACUGGAGGUACAAUGAAGGCUGCCAUCAAACUGGUAGAAAAACAGGGAGCAUCUGUUGUAGGUGUUGCUGCCAUGGCCAUUGAGAACAGCGAGGGUGGAAAGUGGAUAAAGGAAAACUACAAGCACUCACACUGCAUCCCUAAGGAUAUUCAGUCUCAAAUAGACAGGCAGUAUCUGGAAUUCUUCAACAGUAACUUCAACAGUUAGACACGUUACAGAAUGGGUACCUAUGAGGAUAUUGAUACUAGAAGACAAUUCUGUGCUUCCUUCUGCUAUAUACACCAUAU